Messenger RNA from Danaus chrysippus (African queen), 1350 nucleotides. The record is from the annotation of a GenBank genome assembly. Lineage: Eukaryota; Metazoa; Arthropoda; Insecta; Lepidoptera; Nymphalidae.
AUGGCGUGUUUAAGUUCGAGUAGGCUUUGUGCUCGUGUGCAGGAUAAGUUAAUGUGUCAAUUUGGACAAAAAGUUCGAAGGCAGACUUUAUUUGUGAAACUCAAACCUCCUGGACCAUCACCAUUGCGGAUAUUUGGAAAAACUUGUCAGAGAGUGACGACAUGCGGUCCAGCAUGUGGCACUUCAGGUACAACUGUCACAGGUGCAGCUCGAAGGUUGGCUUCCAGCAUGCAAAGCACCAGUACUGGUUCUCUACCAGACUACGGAACACAGAUGGUUGACCCUUACCGUCUUCUGGAAGACGAUCUUAAUGGAAUAUAUGAAGAUAUACGAUCGAGUAAUCGUGAAAGCUUGAGAAUCACGAGACCUUGGAUCAAAGAACUAGAACGUAACACAAACCAGCCUGAGUUGAACACGAUAGCUACAUACUACUUCGAUGGCCAGGGCAAGGCUCUAAGGCCGAUGGUGGCCAUACUGACAGCGAAAGCCAUAAAUUACCACGUAUACGGAGAAAAUAGUGCAUUGCUGCCGUCUCAGAGGCAGGUGGCUAUGAUCAGUGAGAUGAUCCACUCGGCGUCUCUCAUACACGAUGACGUCAUCGACCAGAGUGACUUCAGACGCGGGAAGCCCUCUGUCAAUGUACUCUGGAAUCAUAAGAAGGUAUGUAUUGGAAUUGAAUGCUUAGGUAAUAAAACUAACUGUUCCAUUUGGGUGGCAAUGGCUGGUGAUUUUAUCCUCGCUGUGGCAUCAAUGAUGAUAGCUCGUCUCCGCAGUGAUGAAGUCACGCUUGUGCUCAGUCAGGUGGUGACGGACUUGGUCCAGGGUGAGUUCAUGCAGCUCGGCAGUAAGGAGACCGAGAACGAACGUUUUGCACACUACCUUACCAAAACAUAUAGAAAAACCGCCUCGCUCUUCGCUAAUUCAGUCAAAGCGGUGGCGCUGCUAUCGGGCGCAGACGAGGCCACCUGCGAGCUAGCGUUCCAGUACGGUCGUAAUCUGGGACUGUCAUUCCAGCUGGUCGAUGACCUCUUGGACUUUGUGUCGUCUUCGCACGGUAUGGGGAAACCGACCGCGGCUGAUCUUAGACUAGGGCUGGCGACCGCACCUGUACUGUUUGCAUGUGAAAAGUACCCAGAGCUGAAUCCUAUGAUAAUGAGGCGAUUCCAAGACGCCGGUGACGUGGAGAAGGCUUUCGAGCUGGUUCAUAAGUCGCGGGGCCUCGAACAGACCCGGUUCCUCGCUCGCAAGCACGGCCUCGAGGCGGCUCGGCUGGCCUCAGAGUUAGCAGACUCGCCUUACCAGAAGGCUUUAGUCGUAACCACCGACCUUGUACUCAAUAGGAUCAAAUAG